AUGCGUGACUACCGACUCGAUCGUCAAAUCGAAGUACUCGACGAGGGCGAGGCCAGUGACCCUAGUGAUCUCGACAUUGUCAAACAUACUGCCAAACAAGUCAAUCUACUCGACACCUUCCAGAACUCGGAUGCAACAGACAGUGAUAUCCUGAACUCAGACGACUCUAAGCACGCUGCCAGGAAGCGUCCGAGAGACGAUGAUGGUGAUCGUAUUGCCUUUGAUGACGAAGAAGAUGGCACAGAGGUUUUCAAAAAGUUCAAGUCCCGAAAGUCUGAUCAACGCAAGGCUGCCGCUGCUCGCACUAGGAAGACCAAAGCAAAGGCCAAUUCUAUGGUCGGCAAGAAGAAGAACCCUCUCCUCGACUCAAACAAACCCAACCAACGCAAGCUGAAGAAUGAUAUCUACAGCACCGACUCGGAGGAUGAGCCACCUGAAACCAUUCUACCUGAGUUUUUGCGAGCGAGAAAGUCCAAAUGGAACCAAGAUCGUGCCAAACACGGCGAAGCUGUCCUUUCUGUUCCUCCGGACUUUGAUGGAGUCGACUUCAGUGACGAUGAGAGACUUGAAGAGCUGCAGGAACGUCCCGUGCUUGGCGAUGCUGAGCCCUCCCAAGAGUACAAGGAUAUCGAAUUGACCAAGUCCGAAGGAAUCAUCCCGGCACCCAUCGCUCAAUGGCUACGUGACUACCAAAUCGACGGUGUCAGAUUCCUGCACGAGCUCUUCGUCUUCCAAGAGGGUGGUAUCCUCGGUGAUGAUAUGGGCCUGGGCAAGACCAUUCAGGUCAUUGCAUUCUUAACGGCCGCUUUUGGCAAGACCGGAGAUGAGCGAGACCUCAAGCGUAUGCGCAAGAUGCGCCGUGCCCGUCACUGGUAUCCGAAAAUCCUUCUCAUCUGUCCUGGAUCUCUGAUGGACAACUGGAAGGCCGAAUUCAAUCGUUGGGGCUUUUGGCAUCAUGACACCUACCAUGGAAGCAAUGCAAGUCGUUCUUCUGUUCUCUCUGCAGCCAAGCAAGGCAUGCUUGAGGUCAUGAUCACCACAUAUGUCACGUAUCGCAACCAUCGAGGCGAGAUCAACAUGAUUGAGUGGGACUGUGUUAUUGCAGACGAGUGUCAUCAAAUCAAGGAGCGGAGGUCAGAGACCAGCAAGGCCAUGAACGAAGUCAAUGCUCUUUGCAGAAUCGGACUCACUGGCACUGCCGUCCAAAACAAGUACGACGAAUUCUGGACUUUGCUCAACUGGACCAAUCCUGGAAAGUUUGGAACCAUGGCUGAAUGGAAGCAGAGCGUCAGUGGUCCGCUCAAAGACGGGCAAUCACAUGAUACUACAUACGCACAGUUGGCCAGGUGCAGAAGAGUUGCCUUGAAGCUUGUGACAAAUCUAUUGCCUCCAUACUUCAAACGUCGAAUGAAGUCUUUGAUUGCUCACCAACUCCCAAAGAAGACCGAUCGCGUAGUCUUCUGUCCGCUGUCAGACGCUCAAUCAGAAGCUUACAUGAAUCUUGUUGACAGCGACAAGAUUGACUAUAUUCGACGUUCCUCCGAUCCUUGCGACUGCUCUUCUGGGAAGAAACGAGGUUGGUGUUGUUAUACGGAGAUCCCAGAUCGUGGCAAGUGGCAGCAUCAUGUCUUUCCCAUGCUCAUGACACUACAAAAGCUGUCAAACCAUCUUGCUCUUCUCUGUCCACAGAGCAAAGACUCGGAAGAGAUGCACCAAAAGGAGGUGGAAAAUCUUCAGCUUGCUCUACCCGACGAUUGGCUCGAGAUGUAUCACAACCGUGACCAGAUUACCAACUACGCCAAUGCAGAGUACUGUGGAAAGUGGAAGGUGCUCAGGAAGCUUCUCAAGUUCUGGCAUUCGAACGGCGACAAAGUACUUGUCUUCAGCCACUCGGUCAGACUUCUGAAAAUGCUGCAGAUGCUCUUCAAGUCGACUACAAGUUACAAUGUCUCAUAUCUUGAUGGGAGUAUGAAGUACGAAGAUCGCACACACGCCGUUGAUGAUUUCAACGCCAACGAGACCCAAUUUGUCUUCCUCAUCAGUACAAGAGCUGGCGGUGUGGGUCUCAACAUCACUUCUGCAAACAAGGUCGUGAUCUUCGAUCCAAACUGGAACCCAAGUUGGGAUCUUCAAGCUCAAGAUCGUGCUUAUCGAAUGGGUCAGAUCCGUGACGUCGAAGUAUUCCGUCUGAUAUCUGCCGGAACUAUGGAAGAGAUUGUCUAUGCCCGUCAAAUCUACAAGCAGCAGCAAGCCAAUAUCGCUUACAAUGCAUCUACCGAGCGUCGCUACUUCCGCGGUGUACAGGAUACAGCAGACAAGAAGGGCGAAAUCUUUGGUCUGUCGAACAUCUUCAGCUACGAAGGCGAAAUUCUCGUGCUUCGAGACAUCGUCAACAAGACCAAUAUUGCCGAGUCCAAAGCUGGCGUCAGUGUCAUUGGUCUGGAUACCUCACAAGACUCUGACGGUGAUGAUGACCCUAGCGAUCCCACCCAGGAUCGCGAUAACGAUGCAGCACUGUCACUUUUGGCUGCUCAAAUCACUGGCGAAGGAGGCAAGAAGAAACACGACGAGGAACAGGACACAGAAACCAAACGACAAGCCCGCGCCGUGCAAGCCAUCCUCAACAAGGCAGGCGUAGAGUAUACACACGACAACAACGACGUAAUCGGCUCCUCCAAGAUGGAAGCUCAACUCUCCAAACGCGCAAUGGCUACCGGCACAGAUUUUGACCUUUCCAACGAGUAUGCCUUUGAAAAGGCUCAAGAUGCGAGAAACCGCAGCUUCGGAGAGGACAGGAUCAAGUACAAAUAUCAACCUCCAGAGUUUGUGAGGAAGAGAUUGUUUUGCUCGAUGGCCGAGUAUUUUGGCUUUGAAGAUGCGACGGAGUUUGCGCUUGUGAUGGAGAGUUGGAGCGAGCAGAGGAAGACAGAUGCGCUGGAUAGGUUUUAUAGGCAUCGGAGAAGGGUUCUCGAGGGCGAGCCAAGUUCGGGAGAUGAAGAGGUUGGUGAGAAGUGA
Molecule: messenger RNA, 3015 nt
Organism: Aureobasidium namibiae CBS 147.97
Lineage: Eukaryota; Fungi; Ascomycota; Dothideomycetes; Dothideales; Saccotheciaceae
Product: CHR9/SNF2/SWI2 protein
Exons: 1
Coding region: 1-3015 (1004 amino acids)
Molecular function (GO): ATP-dependent chromatin remodeler activity; ATP binding
Source: RefSeq, a predicted model, not a curated record